This is a messenger RNA of Schistocerca gregaria, 523 nucleotides long. RefSeq lists its product as uncharacterized. Bases 10 to 294 code for a protein of 94 amino acids. The record is from RefSeq and is a predicted model, not a curated record. NCBI's taxonomy places the organism in Eukaryota, Metazoa, Arthropoda, Insecta, Orthoptera, Acrididae. The transcript is spliced from 2 exons.
GACAACGUCAUGACUAGACUGCUGGUAAUCUUGCCGCUGCUGCUGUGUCUGGCCGCCUGGGCAACCGCGCAGUUCGGCGGCGGCUUCGGCAGGCCUGGCUUCGGCGGCGGUGGCUUCGGAGGGCCCGGCUACGGCGGUUACCCAGGCAACUACGGGCGUUACCCGGGCAACUACUACAACGGCGGCGGCUACAGGCCGGACUUCGGUCCCGGGGGCGGCUUCCGGCCGGGCGGCUUUGGGCCUGGGUACGGAGGUGGAUACAAUGGUUUCGGUGGCGGGGGCUUUGGCAGAUGAACACAACGCUAGCCACAGAGCGUCUGAGUCCAAAGAUCCUAUUCGUACAGCUUCACAUCUUUCGUUUUUGUUGACUAUUAUAUACUACUAAAACAAUAAAGCUGCAUAUUCAAGUAGAACGGCAAUUUUAUUUCUGAGAAUUUAGUCAGUCUAAUGAGGAUUUUUAUUAAAAAUUGAGUUACAGUGUACCAAAUAUAGUAACAGUUUUCCUACACUUUAUAAUACUCAG